Thunnus maccoyii (southern bluefin tuna) is the source of this 3633-nucleotide messenger RNA. It is a transcript of the gene kpna5, whose product is annotated as karyopherin alpha 5 (importin alpha 6). Gene Ontology annotation, molecular function: nuclear import signal receptor activity; protein binding. Lineage: Eukaryota; Metazoa; Chordata; Actinopteri; Scombriformes; Scombridae. Bases 151 to 1761 code for a protein of 536 amino acids. Gene Ontology annotation, cellular component: nucleus; nucleoplasm; cytoplasm. Gene Ontology annotation, biological process: NLS-bearing protein import into nucleus. The record is from RefSeq and is a predicted model, not a curated record. The transcript has 14 exons.
GUAGUGUUGUUAAUGCGAGGGGUUUGCUGGGAAAGUUUUAUUAAGACGCCAUUUUGCUAUCAGAGGCUGAAGCAGAGGGAGAGAAGGAGAGGUUAUCGCUGUUAAAAACCCGCACGCAUUUUCAGGUACAUUAGAGCUUCAGUGGACACGAUGGCAAGCCCAGGCAAAGAGAACUACAGGAUGAAGAGCUAUAAGAACAAAGCGCUGAAUCCUCAGGAAAUGCGUCGAAGGAGAGAGGAGGAAGGAAUCCAGCUUCGAAAACAGAAAAGAGAGGAGCAGCUGUUUAAGAGGAGAAAUGUAUGUGUACCUACAAGUGAUGAAUCAAUGCUGGAGUGUCCAAUCCAGGAUCCAGACAUCAGUUCCACAGUACCUGUUGCAGGUGAUGGGGUCAUUACUCCAGACAUGAUUCAGAUGAUCUUCUCUGAAGACCCAGAUCAGCAGCUAAUCGCUACACAGAAAUUCAGGAAAUUACUCUCCAAAGAGCCCAACCCUCCUAUAGAUGAGGUCAUUUCCACUCCUGGUGUUGUGAAUUGUUUUGUGGAGUUCCUGAAGAGGAGUGAAAACUGCACACUGCAGUUUGAGGCAGCCUGGGCUCUAACCAACAUUGCCUCAGGUACCUUCCUGCACACCAAGGUGGUGAUUGAAACAGGAGCUGUGCCCAUUUUCAUUGAGCUGCUGAACUCCGAGUAUGAGGACGUCCAGGAACAGGCAGUGUGGGCGUUGGGGAACAUAGCUGGAGAUAAUGCCGAGUGCAGAGACUAUGUGCUCAACUGUGGCAUUCUGCCAUCUCUACAGCAACUGCUCGCUAAAUCCAACCGUCUCACAACAACCCGCAAUGCAGUAUGGGCGCUGUCAAACCUGUGCCGGGGGAAGAACCCACCACCUGAUUUUGCCAAGGUAUCUCCUUGUCUCAGCGUACUAUCCAGGCUUCUGUUCAGCAGUGAUCCAGAUGUGCUGGCUGAUGCUUGCUGGGCUCUGUCCUAUUUGUCUGACGGCCCUAAUGAGAAGAUCCAGACAGUCAUUGACUCCGGGGUCUGCCGCCGGCUGGUGGAGCUGCUCAUGCACAGUGACUACAAGGUGGUUUCUCCUGCUUUACGUGCAGUGGGCAACAUUGUGACGGGAGAUGACAUUCAGACACAGGUGAUCUUGAACUGUUCAGCUCUGCCAUGUUUACUGCACCUGCUUAGCAGUCCCAAGGAGUCCAUCAAAAAGGAGGCGUGCUGGACUGUGUCUAACAUCACAGCAGGAAACAGAGCUCAGAUUCAGAAUGUGAUUGAUGCCAACAUCUUCCCUGUACUGAUUGAGAUCCUUCAGAAGGCUGAGUUCCGCACAAGGAAGGAGGCAGCUUGGGCUAUUACUAACGCCACCUCUGGAGGCACUCCUGCACAGAUAAGGUACCUGGUGUCUCUGAAUUCCAUUAAGCCCAUGUGUGACCUGCUGACAGUGAUGGACUCUAAGAUUGUGCAGGUGUCUCUGAACGGUCUGGAGAACAUCCUCAGACUGGGAGAACAGGAAGCCAAACAGAACGGAACUGGCAUCAACCCUUACUGUGCUCUCAUCGAGGAGGCUUACGGCCUGGACAAGAUCGAGUUCCUGCAGAGCCAUGAGAACCAGGAGAUCUACCAGAAGGCCUUCGACCUGAUUGAACACUACUUUGGUGUGGAGGAGGAGGAUGCCAGCCUGGCGCCACAGGUGGACCAGAGUCAGGGCCAGUUCAUCUUCCAGCAGCAGGAAGGACCCAUGGAGGGUUUCCAGCUCUAACCCCAGGUCACCUCCACAACCCCUCCUUCUUCCAGGUUUCUAAACCCCCGCUGGAGACAGCGGCCUGCUGGCCUGCAAACUCUCUUGGGUACUCAUCUUGUCUCUCCUGGGCCAGCUCCACCAGCUCCCCCCCAGACCUUCACUUCUACUAUGCCUUCACCACCAACUCUGGAGAGACAGAGAGAUUUGUGAAUAAUGAGGUGACAAGUGACAGCACAUGUGGCUCAUUGAUGCCAUUUGAGACUGUGGGGACCUGCGUGAAGGGCUCGCCUCUGCAGGUUCCCCUCCCACUGAUGAGAUGUCUAUGCCAUGGAAAGCCUACUCAUGUUAAAGAAAGAAUUCUGCUACAGUAUGAUUAUCCUUUGACUUCCUGUCAUAUUAUUUUUAUCAUUCUAAAUGAUGUUACAAUUAGAAACUAGUGUCUCCAAAUCAGCAUCCAUAUCCCUUUAUGAAUGUGAAACUACCUCUUCAGUCUUCAGAGAAAAAGAAAGGAAGGACAGAAAAGCUCUGAAUGAACGGAUAGAGCAUUUUCUUUUAUUAUGGCUAAAAUCCACUCUUGAGUAAAAUCCCUGGUGUUCAGAUUUAGGGUUCUGUGGCUGACCUGCCAGAAGCCUGUAAGCAGGUAGUGGAUGUAAAUACAGUACUACUGUACGUCCUGGUUUUGUCAUAUUAAAACUCUGAAGCAGCUGCACAUGUUCUCUGGGCUCUUUCUCCUCUCCUGUUGAUUUAAAUGGACUUGAUGAUCACCUAGAGACUUGGUGGUCUUUUAUUUAUUUGUCUUCUGAGAUCUGUUGAGGAGCUCUUUCUCUUCUCCAGCCUUCAGCUCAGACUGAAAGCAACUGCUUCCUGAAUUAUAUAACCGGACAACUGGCACAAGUUAGUUUGAAAUCUGCAACUGUGUUGGCUGUUCACUAGUGUUUUUGCUGCUUAUUUUGAAUGUUCUUUAUUUCAGAAAGCAGUGUCAGGGCAAUGCGACAUGAUGCAGUGUGUGCAACAAUCUCACUAGUUAAUGAGAUGUUUGCUUUAUUUCCUACCUUGUCACCCUGAACUAGCAGCAUGAUGUAUCUUAAAUUAUUUUUUUCUGUCUGCAAUCGUUUCCCUUGAUGUGAUGGGAUUAGUUGACUGAAUUGGAGGGGUUUGUAUAUUAUAUAUACAUGUAAGAAAGUGUAAAGAAAGUAUUUAAGUGGCUGUGGGAAGGUGUGAUAUGCUGUUGCAGUACUUACAGUCCAUCACUGCUUCUACUUUAUGCAUCUUCAAUCAUUUCUGUUUGAUUUUGAGGAGGUUUGUGUCAGCGGAACCUUUACACUUUGAUUUUUUCAUGAUCUGAUUUUGUGUUUGAGGUCUUACGAUGGAAACAGUGUUUAUUUUCCUUCUUGAGGCUCUAUCUCUGAACCAUGAAAAGACAGUUUUUCGAUAUGUGCAUAUUUGACUACAGCAACUUUAAUUGGUGGAAAACCAAACAUGAAGUCAGUCUAUAUUUACAUGAAAUGGAAAAUAGUUAUAAUGCCGAAAUUACAUCAAGCACAUUCAAUCGUGUAUAGUUUUCUAAAAUCUCUGGUUUGUAUGAUUGUAUAUCAUUUUUUAGGUUUUGGUAGUGUAAUUGUUUUCUCCUGUUUGGGAAUUAAUUUGCUGUGUUCUUGUGGCUCUCAGUAGAAAUCCUCUGUUAGAACUCCAGCAGCCCGUGUACAGGAGGGAAUGACUGUAUGCAGCCACAGUCUGUGGUUACUUACACUGACUGGACCACACAAGACUGGCAGUGAAGCUGGGUUAGGCUGCCUGUAGUGCUGCCUGGCCCCUCUGCGUUGGGAAUGCACAUGUGAUAUUGUGUAACAAAAACUAAUAAAUUGAUCUGUUGGAUACAGACCUUACACA